AUGCCCAACAGAACUUUCGAGGAAUUGACUACAAAACCGAUAUAUCAGGGUAUUACCCCAAAGGAUGGUUAUAUUCUACGUUAUAGGCACAAGAACUAUGUCUUUAACGGGUCAAUUGGAGAUAGAAAGUUUGUGGAGGCGGCCAACGUCGCUUUUGACCACGCAGACUACGUGGCAGGCUUACGCUCAGGCAAAGACAGAGUAUAUGAGGACGCGGAUCAUUUUGUUAUUGCGAGAAGAGGCGUUCAUAAAACCGAUACCUAUACAGAGACCGGUGGGUUUAAUUCAAUGGCGGAUACAACUGAGCAUUUGACCAUGACAGCAAUUUCACGGAAUGAGAGAAACAAAGAGGCAGACAGAAAGUUUGGUGCCACAGGGCAUAUACCCACGAAAGCGGUGACGACGCAGGAUGAAAAGAAAAGAACCAUCACUAAAUAUGUUUAUAAUGCUAAGCAUAUAGACCCAGAGUCAGGCGUGGCCUUGCCUUGGUCAUGGUUCCCCGCUAGAAAGCUCGAAUCAAUGAAUCGUGAAGCUCUUGUUUCAUGUAUAGACAUUUUAAAAAUCGAAAGAACCCCGAGUCCAGAGCAGAAACAAAAGGCUGUACCUACAACGCCGGCACCAAUUCCUAUCUCUCCAUGGGGAGCAGGAGGUGUCGCGGCGGGAAAAGCUAAGGUUAAUCCCAGUGUCGAACAAAUAACAAAGGGUAUUGCUGAGUCAAGCGUUUCGGAAUCCAAGAAAGAAGGGAAGCUUCCUGUGAGAAACAACGAAGAAAAUGCUGAGCGCUCGGGGCGAACAGCAACUCAGGGCCGAGAAAAAUCGAGAAGUAGAUCUUCUUCUAAAAGAGCUACCGCUAGACCAAAGAAAUCAUCCACACCUUCGAAAUCUUCAACUGCAACUAAUCCUCCACCAUCUAGGUCAUCUAAAUCUACCCCCCAGAGGUACGACAGGAAAGGAAACCCCAAAUCGGAUGGAGAUUACGUAAAAGAGAACGGCAAACUCAUAAAAAGGUCAUGA
Messenger RNA from Botrytis deweyae, 1014 nucleotides. RefSeq lists its product as uncharacterized. Lineage: Eukaryota; Fungi; Ascomycota; Leotiomycetes; Helotiales; Sclerotiniaceae. The record is from RefSeq and is a predicted model, not a curated record. The transcript has a single exon. Bases 1 to 1014 code for a protein of 337 amino acids.